This is a messenger RNA of Notothenia coriiceps (black rockcod), 3333 nucleotides long. RefSeq names its product cleavage and polyadenylation specificity factor subunit 7-like. Gene Ontology annotation, molecular function: RNA binding. Bases 569 to 2152 code for a protein of 527 amino acids. The record is from RefSeq and is a predicted model, not a curated record. NCBI's taxonomy places the organism in Eukaryota, Metazoa, Chordata, Actinopteri, Perciformes, Nototheniidae. The transcript is spliced from 9 exons.
CAGAACCAGCCCCAACCUGAUUUAGUUAAGUUGUCACUUAAUUCGUUUAUUUGUAGUUAUCUUUUAUAAUAAAUACCAUCAUACAUGUAAAAAAGCGUGGCUGUAGGAACCAAAUGUUGUGUGUUGUUGCUAACGGGUACAUGUUACCGACGCACUCGUAUUCACGUACAGAAAUUAGCACUAGCAUUAGCUGAUCAUAGAGCGAACCAAUAAUAGUCCAACACUAUUUGUAUUGUAACCCUUACAUGAAAGCCCGUUCAUGUUAUUUGAAAGUGGUUAUUAAAACAUUACCUAUUGACGAGCCUCGCUUGUUGUAUUCUCGGUUUAUCAUCGUCUUUUGUUGAGCUAACUUGACAUUUCGUGCAAAACCGUGCGGUUGGUUCAAGUAAGCUAACGUUAUUAACGCGGCGUAACGUUAUCGAAAAUCCUUCUUUUUUUUUUUACAUUGCAUAUGUUGACGGUAUGCACUGGUAAUUUUUAAAAAGUGUGCAUAUGCAAAGGACACUUUAAACAAAGAAACAAAACGUUAGCUCCAGUGCCAUCAACUGGAUCAUCUUCGGCCCACGGGAUGGCUGCUGCAGCCAGACCAAGUGCCGCCCAGAAGGAGCUCAUGGAUUUGUACGGGGAUUUGAAUGAAAACGACGAUGACUUUGACACAAUUGCUGAAGCAAAUGAACUUUAUGAUGCUGUUUUGACCGGCUCAGUCGAUCGGGACAAGAAAGGCGGUACAAAUGCAGCGAGUCCUAACAAGACCCCUACUCAAGAGGAGGCUUACUCAACAACAGAGAAAUGCCCAGACAAAGGAAACCCACAGAGGAGACUGGCUAUAUAUAUUGGAAAUUUCCCCUGGUGGACAACUGACAAGGACAUUGUGAGCCUGGCUCAAACGUUGGGUGUGCAGGACAUCAGAGAGAUCAAAUUUGCUGAGAAUAAAAUUAAUGGCCAGUCGAGAGGGUUCGCCGAAGUAGAGGUCACCUCAAACGAGUCAUUGAAAAUAUUGUUUAAAAAAAUACCCAAAUGUGAGCUCAAUGGGGAGAGGAUAGACUGCCGCCUUGCCACCAGCCAGAACCUUGGUGUGUUUGAAGACAUGGCAAAUAGACGUAUACCCAUGCGCGUUAGUUACUUAGAUCCUAAGGACUCAGAUUAUUCGAACAAGAUUCCCUCAUUACUACCACAGGAGCCCAAUCCUUCCCCUUUACCUCCACACUACCCAUCACAUCCAAUUGCAAACAGGUUUCCAUCCUUACCCAACCCUUACCAUGGUCAUCCUCCACCUCCCUUCCCACACAUGCCUCCGCACAUGCCCCCACACAUGCCUCCACGCAUGCCCCCACACAUGCCUCCCCACAUGCCUCCACGCAUGCCUCCACACAUGCCUCCGCCCAUGCUUCCACCCAUGCCUCCACCCGCCAUGCCGCCCCCUUAUUUCCCUCCUCAUCCAGUCCAUAUUCCCAGCCAACCUCCCAGUCUACAUGUCAAUCCAGCCUUCUUCACGCCAGCACCAGACGGGCCCAGCAGCAACGCUUACAGCCAACAACAACGCACAUCUCAAAGUCAAGAUGCAGAUUUUGAGCAGCUGAUGAACAGAAAUAGAGCUAUUGCCAGCAGUGCCAUCAGCAAGGCUGUGUCUGGAGCAACAUCCGGAGACUUGCGGGUGGCCAUGGAGACUCUAUUAACGGCCAUUGCCAUCAUUAAGCAGUCCAGAGUGUAUACAGAUGAACGCUGCCAGGCCCUGGUCACCUCGCUCAAAGACUGUCUAGUCUCUAUCCAGGGAAACAGCAGCUACAGCAGGAAAAGCAGUCGUUCUGGGGAAGAAGAAAGAGACCGGGACAGGGGUCGUGACAGAGAGCGCGAGCGGGAUCGAGAGCGCGACAGAGAAGACUCUUCUGAUUGGGACGUUGCAGGAAUGUCCCGAAGACACCGGCAACAUUCCCGAAGCGAAGAGAAAGACAAAGAACGCUCCCGGGAACGGGAAAGGCACAGAGAUCAGCGAGAUCAGAGAGAGCACAGAGACCAGCGAGAUCAGCGAGAUCAGCGAGACCAGAGGGAUCAGAGAGACCAGAGGGAUCAGAGAGACCAGCGAGAGCAGAGGGAUCAGAGGGAUCAGAGAGACCAGCGAGAGCAGAGGGAUCAGAGAGGCCGUUACCGUUAAAAUGAUGGAAUGUUGAAGGGUGGUGAAGAGCAGUCAGGACUAUUUGUUUAGUCCAAGUGCUUCAAAUCUGGAGAUAUCCAAGGUGAGACUGAAGAAGAAGAAGAAUUCUAAAGUGUACAUUUUGGUUCUCCAGUCAUCUGUAAAUACUGCAACUUUAACUUGUUUUAAGAAAAAAUUUGAUUUUAGAUUGUUGCUGGGACAAUUUCUUGAUUGCAUGCGCAGGAACACUCAAUAACUUAUGAACACAAUGUAAUGUUUUCAUCACUUUCUUUUGUAUUCAAUUUAAGAUUAAAAACAUUCCCUGAAAAUGUGAUUCUGCUAUUUUCAUUCUACUCAAAUAUUUGGUUUGCAUUAAAUACCGCCCUUACUGAGCAUACAUUUUAUUUAUAUAAAUAUUUACAGCCAAUCGUCUUACCACAGCAAGCGGGACACAUGUACCCUUCAACAAGAACACCCGUUUGCCACCCUGGCUCAGUAUUGGUGAAACAAUUUUCCAUUGAUAUCAGGAAAGUGCGAAGUCUACACAUCUUCCGCCUGUUUCUCCUGCACCUUGGCCAAAAAAAUAAAUCUCUGUACUUUACAUACCACUUUUUUUGGCGUCAGUUUUGGUUUAUUUGAAGCCAAAGCAGUAGCACUUACAAUGGCUUGGCUUGUUAGCUAAUGAACUUGCAGGAUUCUUGCUUUUUUUAAGGUUGUUCUGCCAUUGUUGAUUGCACUUCAUUCAAAGCAACUUGUAAAUUGUCAUCUUUACCUCAACUUUCUGAAGUCUUGAUCAGGCCUAUUUUAUACAAAAAUAAAAUUACUAGCAGCCAUUUUAUACAAUAUAACACUAUGCUUAUAGUUGCAUAGUGCACUGAUACAAACAUGAGAAGAAGUGUGAGAAACCAUCUUUCCUCUAUAGUCUCAGUCAAAAGAGUACGGUAACUACAUGAGCCAGUAAUACAGGUAACAGUGUCAUUUAACAGCUUUAUUUAGAAAAAUGCAUUUAAACCAAAAAAAAGAAUGUUCCAUUAGUCUUCACUGUAGUCUGUGGUCACUUCAAUAUACUAACAAAGCUGUUGCUUGGACAUUCAAUCAAUCCAUGCAACAACCCUACAAAGUCCAUGCUGUUCUUGAAGGUGGCCAGAUAUGAUCACUUCUCCAGAGGGGCAUAAUUCAACAACUUCUCAAUAAGAUCCACA